AUCCCCUCCUCCUGCCAAUUCCCUUUCUCACUCCACAACCAUCUCUCUCUCUCUCUCUCUCUCUCUCUCUCUCUCUCUUUCUCUCUCUCUAUGGAACUCCUGCAAGAAGAAUUCACAGGCUCUAACGACCACUCUCCCCUCAUAAAACGCAAACGUGCCAAGCGGAAAACGCCUCUUUCUCCUCCCACGACGGUGACAUCUAGCUCAUCCACCGGCAGCGCCCACGGCGAAACUUGUCUCCCGAUUCCCUCCCCAACUUCUUCGGGAAACAAUUCAGCUACCAAAGAGGAAGACGAAGACAUGGCCAACUGCCUAAUCCUCCUGGCUCAAGGCGGCCAAAAAUCCGACUCGUCCCUCUACGAUUGCAAAACAUGUAACCGGACCUUCCCUUCCUUCCAAGCCCUCGGCGGCCACCGAGCCAGCCACAAGAAGCCCAAAUCAGAUAUUGAAGAAGAAGAAGAAGAAGAAACAAAAGUACCCAAAACCAACAAGACGAUUACCAGCCCUCCUUUUCCGUUCCAUUCGGAAACUAAAAAAGCAGCACCUACUGAUCAUAACAAGUCGUCGACUAGCAAGGCACAUGGGUGUUCGAUUUGCGGGGUGGUGUUUUCGUCGGGCCAGGCUCUGGGCGGCCACAUGAGGCGGCACAGGGCGCCGCCUCCCGCGACGCCUCGAGUUUCCACGAGCGACAAGGUGAAUUCCACCGCGGAGUCGCGUGAAGCGGAUGACCAGCCGCCGAGGAAAUUUACGUCGACUCUAGAUCUGGAUCUCAAUUUACCGGCUCCCUUUGAGGAUGAUUUCGAGUUUGUAGCUAGUAAAAGACGUUUUGUAUUAGUAUCUGGUCCGGCGCUGGUGGAUUGCUAUUAUUAGGAGAGAAAAAAAAAAAAGGGUUAAUUAAGACUAGAUUAAUCGUAGAACGGGAAUUAGUAUGUUGCCGGCCGGAUUUGUCAAUCAAAUAUUGUUUAUAUUUAUCAAAUUCUUUUAUUGCUUUUUUU
This is a messenger RNA of Rhododendron vialii, 995 nucleotides long. RefSeq names its product zinc finger protein ZAT5-like. The transcript has a single exon. NCBI's taxonomy places the organism in Eukaryota, Viridiplantae, Streptophyta, Magnoliopsida, Ericales, Ericaceae. Bases 91 to 870 code for a protein of 259 amino acids. The record is from RefSeq and is a predicted model, not a curated record.